UGAGUAUUUCACUGUGACUAAGAAAUGGAUUACUGGAAGAUUCAGCUUGCUGUUGUGACUUUCUGUGCUUUGGUGCAAACCUAUCAGGCACUGUCUUCUACUGUGGAAGAGGACAGAGGGCUAUAUAAAGACUGGCAGGAUGAGUCACUGGAGGCAAGUCUGACCCACCCGCUGGCCAGUCUGAUGAAAAGAUCUAAAGCCCUUCACUUCUAUGGACUCAUGGGGAAACGCUCAGGUAUAAAGAAACAUUUUCAAGUGAAUAGACGAAAUAAAGGAGAGACGUUUGUGGGCCUGAUGGGAAGAAGCCUUUCCAGUGGAGAAUCUUUAACCAGAAUAAUUCCAUCUGCAACAACCACUGAGAUCGAUGUUUCGGAGAAACCACACAAGCAAGGUAUGAUUGUAUCAGUAUAAAAACCUGAGGUUGUUUUAUUUCUAUGUGCAUUCUUACAGUGGUAUUGUCGUCACUUUUUAUAUUCUCUGCAAAUUAAAAAUAUCUGAAUUUAUUAUCCCACUAUUUGGCAGGUUUAUCAGAGGAAUGGAUCCAAAUCCUGUAUUGAUGGAGCUUGAAAAAAGAAGUACAUAAUACUAUGAUCUAUACAAUUUUACACCAACCAAAGACA
Siniperca chuatsi (mandarin fish) is the source of this 620-nucleotide messenger RNA. RefSeq lists its product as uncharacterized. The coding region runs from base 25 to 411 and encodes 128 amino acids. The transcript is spliced from 5 exons. Lineage: Eukaryota; Metazoa; Chordata; Actinopteri; Centrarchiformes; Sinipercidae. The record is from RefSeq and is a predicted model, not a curated record.